AUGGACGGCGGCGACCAAGACUUUGGCUCUGGCGGCGUGACACUACUUGACCCGACUGUCUUCAAGGGAACAGGAGUCAAUCGUAUGGCUGUCGGUGCUGGCAAAAAUGGCAAGAUCUAUAUUAUGAAUGCAGAUAACCUUGGCGGCUACAAACAAGGUUCCGGCGGCAGCGACGGUGUGGUGCAGACCAUUAACACUCAGAAAGCUGUGUUUGGAGGCAGUGGAAGUUAUCCUCUCGAAGGUGGCUUCCUAUACUCGACCCCAGUUGGUUAUCCCACCUACGUAUAUCAGCUCGGCUUCGAUGGGGCCGGUGUACCUCAAUUCGCUCAGGUUGCCAGUACCAAAGAGACUUCAGCUGGCCGCGUGGGAGUUGGUGUUCCUACUAUCACGAGUCUGAAUGGUCAGCCUGGUACUGCUGUUCUUUGGAUGACAGAUCCCGACGCCGGUAUCCGCGCUUGGUAUGCCGUACCUAAAUCCGAUGGUACCAUGAAAUCCAUCGCCAUGCCUCAGAUUCAGGGCGUCAACAAGUUCCAGCGUCCGGCUUUUGGCGACACUCGACUCUAUACUACGGAUGCCUCAGGCAAUCUUUAUUGCUUGGGUUCUCCUGUGAAUCUGCCUUUGAACUGCAGCUCCCCCGUCGACUUUGGCAGUGUAUCUCUGGGAUCGUCUGGUAAGCAGUUCGUCAACUGCACAGCAUUAAUCAACAUCAACCAGAUCACCAACAUUCAGACUGCCGACUCCAACUUUGCCGUUCAUCUUUCCGACCUUCCUAAAGGUGCCAUCACUGCGGGGCAGCAGUUCAGCUUCCCUGUAGUUUGGAAUCUGACUCAAGCUACUGUCGCCAAUGCUGUGAAUGCGUCUUUUGGAAGCACCACCCCAGGCUUCAAGUCAACACCCAUGACCAUCACGACGAACAAUGCCGUCACUGGCUAUGCGAACGUCUUCCCCGUAUCUCUAAUUGGCAAGCAAGUCAGUCAGAAUCCGUUCCUCGACACAACGCCGUCUACUGUCGAUUUUGGAGGCGUCAUUCUUGUAGGCGCAGACUCUGAUGGAGAAACUACUGGCUCGACCAUGACGAUCCGGAAUGCUGGUAUUGCUCCCAUGCUGAUUACCGGCUACGCAUGGACACAGGAUGAGAUUGAUGACGAUGAUGUUGACUGGACCAAUAUUACUCAGGCUGACGAUGGAACAUUCAUGAUGGGGCCUGGCUUCUAUGCAACCAAUCUUCCACCAGUAAACUCGAUCAUCAAUUCGUCGCAGUCGAUCAUUGUAAAUCUGAUCUUUGCACCCAACAAUGGCACUGGAAACUACUUUUCGUUCUUCAAUAUCUGGACGAAUGGUGGCGUCACUGACACGAUCUUGGAAGGAACAGCAUCAACAGCACCUAUUGCCAACAUGUCCAUCUCGACCAGCGAAAAUGGUUGGACUGAUGUGACGACGCAAAGUGCUCCUGUCAUGGACUUUGGUUAUGUACAAGCUGGCACAACUCAAUCUUUGAAGAUCCAGAUCUGCAAUGAGGGUGGUUCGGUUCUCGACAUCUCAAAGAGCAAGCCACCAAACGGGAUCUUCUACAUCAGCGACCCAGCCGAGCUUCAUGAAGAGCUGCAAAUUGCACCUAACACAUGCGCAUAUGGAACAGUGCUAAUGUCGCCACCCAAUGAGCGUUUCAACCAAGCAGAUCAACCUGUCAACAAUACAUGGACCUUGAACACUGACGAUCUCGAAUUUGGUGUUCAUGUAGUUCAGAUCCAAGGUGUCAUUCAAAGCACUCAUGUCGGUCCUCAGGGAAGCCCUGGCAGUCCUGCAUACACCUAUCUAGGUUGCUUCCAAGACAAUACCAAGGGCAAGAUUAUGCCGAAUCAGUUGUAUGCUGGUAGUAACAACACCAAUGGUAUGUGUCAGAACCUGGCCACCUCGGGAGGUUACGUCUUCACAGGAACCGAGUACCAAAUCGAGUGUUAUGCUGGUAAUACUCCUCCNCCAUUGUCUCUUCAAGUCCAGGAUUCGCUCUGCAAUUAUCCAUGCGCUGGUAACCAGAACGAUACUUGCGGAGGCGACUAUGGUACUGGACUUAUCUCGGUCUACUAUGACGCUACUCGUUACACACCAGGCAGCAAUGCAACAUCUGGACCCGGUGGAUUGCCAAUUGAGCAAAAUGUAGGCAACUUCACCUAUGCAGGCUGUUGGUCAGACAAUGUCAAUGGUCGAGCACUGAACGGUCUUGCGCCCAANCCCCCUGCCAACGGGACCACUUAUGAGAGUUGUGCCGCUGCUUGUCUUGGCUAUGAGUUCUUUGGAGUAGAGUACGCCAACCAAUGUUUCUGCGGCAACACUGUGGGCAAUGGUGCCGUGCUUCAAGCCAGCAACAAUCCAGAUGUCAACGGUUGCGGCAUGUUCUGUGCGGGCAAUUCCUCGGAGUAUUGCGGUGGCCCGAAUCGCAUGAAUGUCUUCCAAUACAAUGGGACACUUCCUACCAUCUCAACUACUGGUACGGGUAACACAGGCAAUGGUGCGAACACUGGUAAUGGCGCGGGUGCUGGACAGACAGUCACUACGAUUACCCAGAACACGACGUCCAAUGGUGCUUAUAGCUACUAUGGCUGCUGGCUCGACAACGUCGCUGGUCGCGCACUGGCAAAAGAACCUCUCACUGCACAGACCGUAACACCCGACACUUGCGGUACAGCGUGCUCAGGCUAUCAAUACUUUGGAAUCGAGUACGGAAGUGAAUGUUAUUGCGCAAACACCAUCGGAGGUAAUUCAACACUCGCACCAGGAGGCAACAGCUCAGCACUCAAUGGCUGCAACAUGGCAUGCGCAGGCAACUCGAACUUGACUUGUGGAGGUCCCAACCGCUUGAGCAUGUACAGUCUCAAUGCCAACGCCAAUAUCACUCGUAUCCAGGAUCCUAUCACUGUUGGCAAUUUCGGCAUUUGGAACUAUCAAGGCUGUUACUCGGAAGCCACCAAUACUCGAGCACUCUCUCAACUCCAGAUGCCUAUUGCUGGCGCCAAUGUUAGUGUUGAGAGUUGCGCUGCUGCGUGUUCUGGAUACACUUAUUUUGGUGUCGAGUAUGCGUCGCAGUGCUUCUGUUCUAACUUUAUCUCUGCUGGAUCUAACCUUGUGGCUGGAUCAGAUCCUGCUAGCACUGGCUGCAAUAUGUUGUGCGCUGCUAAUUCCACCGAGUAUUGCGGUGGACCGAACCGCUUGAACCUCUAUAUGACGAACCAGACUGUGUCUAGCAGUUCAUCUUUGUCAUCAACCAGCCCUUCUCCUAGCACGUCAAGUGGGUCGAGCACUACAUCGGUAUCUUCGACUGUUCCAUCGUCUGUUCAGGCAAACUCGACCACCUCGAGCAGUAUGUCGUCGUCAACUACGAGUGGUUCAUCCUCUGUGUCUUCUAUAUCCUCCUCGUCGUCUUCGUUAUAUCCGAACUCGACUACAGUCUCGCUGACUUCAAGCUCGUCCUCAUCGCUGUCGUCUUCGAUCUCGGCAAACGUGACCUCGACGGUUUCUGUAUCACAAACUGCUUCCGCCUCGAAUGGUAUCACUUCGACUUCUGUCUCGUCCAGCUCGUCAUUGGUCUCCAGCUCGUCCAUAUCGUCCAGCUCGUCCAGCUUGUCCACAGCGUCCAGCUCGUCAAGCUCACUAGCUUCGUCAACCUCAUCUACUGCGUCGAGCUCGUCUGCUUCAUCUAGCUUCUCGAGUUCAUCUAGCACGCCCACAUCGUCCACGUCCUCGAGCUCAUCCACCUUGGCUAGCUCGUCCGCAUCUUCCAGCUCAUCUGUGAUGUCAAGCUCAGCCGUGUCAUCAAGCUCAUCUGUUUCGUCAAGGUCGUCUGCUUCGUCGACUUUGUCCAUGUCAUCAAGCUCAUCCGUAUCAAAAAGCUCGUCCAUGUCGUCAAGCUCAGCUGCUUCCUCCACUGUUUCGUCCACCAGCAGCAACAGCGCUAGUCCCACCUCGUCCAGCUCCAGUACCUCGACUUCUUCACCAUCGGCAUCCUCGACCAUAAGCACUGUUUCCACCACGACGAGCAGAACUUCCUCCUCCUCAGCUGCCGCCACAACCAUCGCCGGCGGAUGGACCGCCUAUGGCUGUUACACCGAAGCAACCAACACACGCGCCCUCUCCGACCUUCAAAACCCCAUCUCAGGCUCCAACGUCACAAACGAAAAUUGCGCCAAAGCAUGCACAGGCUACACCUAUUUCGGCACCGAGUACUCUUCAGAAUGCUAUUGCGGCUAUAAACUCAAUACUGGAUCUGUGGCUGCAGACAACAGUAGCUGCAAUAUGCCUUGUUCGGGCAACAGUGCAGAGACCUGUGGCGGAGGCAACAGAUUGACUGUGUACAAGUCUUCUGCCACUGCACCUUCGCAACCAAUCACGGUUGGCAAUACCACUGCAGCAACAUACCUUGGUUGCUAUUCUGAAGCUACAAAUAGCAGAGCGUUGACGGAUGUGCAGUACGCCGUCUCAGCUGCAAAUGUCACUGUGGAGACUUGUAGGGCUGCUUGUUCAAAGUAUCGAUACUUUGGCGUCGAGUAUGCGAGUCAAUGCUUCUGUGGUAAUACUAUGCAGAAGGGAAGUGUGUUGGUGGCAGGGGCUACGCCAAAGGAUACGGGGUGUAGUAUGGUGUGUCAGGGUAACAGUACCGAGUACUGUGGUGGACCCAACAGGUUGAAUAUGUACAUGACGUUGAAUGUGACUGGGAGUGGGUAG
Messenger RNA from Aureobasidium uvarum, 4719 nucleotides. The record is from the annotation of a GenBank genome assembly. Lineage: Eukaryota; Fungi; Ascomycota; Dothideomycetes; Dothideales; Saccotheciaceae.